ACACAUAAUGUUCCGCGGAUUGGUGAGUCCAUCAUUUUGGUUCAUCGAACGGUGGAGAUUUAAGUCAAUGCCAACGGUACUAGUAAUGUUGAUCUGAUCAGAUAGAAGCAUCCGCAGUUGAGUGAGUAACUAAACAUUGAUCAAACCUCAAAAACCUUCUUCUAUUAGAUCAUUAUAAGACCAAGAAGAAGCAAGAGGGUGUGAAAAGCAAAGUAGAGUAGCUAGAGAGAAUAGAAAUGACUCAAGUGAUGAGAGGAGAGGUGAUUGAGAAGGCUUAUGCUGGGUCUUGGAAGGCUCACAAGUCCCCAGACAAGCCUUACCUUAUUGAAAAGAUCAACAGAAACGACCCUCAAGAAGUUAUCUUUUGUUUUCCAGGAUCAGGUGCUGUCAGGGAUUGGUACUCUCAGAAAAACUUUGGUGAAACAAAAAUAGAUCUUGGUCUGUUUCCCUCACUCAGAAGCAUUGGUAUCGAUGAACAAGCUUUGGUGAAUGAGGCCUUUCAGAAAAAAUUCCAAGAAAUUUUGUCUGCCAAACCAUCACUUGCGGAUGAGGUGGAGAAAGCAAUGAGUAAAAAGAAGCAAAUAGUGUUUGCAGGACACUCCUCUGGUGGUGCGGUGGCUAUUCUGGCAACCCUUUGGGCCUUGGAAAACUACCAACCUCCUAAAUCACACGGUGGCAUCCCUCCCCUGUGUGUAACCUUUGGUUCUCCCUUAGUUGGGAACCACAUAUUUUCCCAUGCCACAAGGCGUGAAAAUUGGUCUCACUACUUUUUUCACUAUGUGAUGAGAUAUGACAUAGUGCCACGAAUCCUCCUUGCUCCCCUCUCUUCCCUUGACCCAAAAUUUGAACCAAUUUCCCAGUCCUUCAACCCCAAAUCCAAGUCUUUCAUGAGUGACUCAGUGGGAAGAGCCAGUGCAGAAACAACUUCAGAGUUCUACUUUGCCAUAAUCUCAAAUGCUGCAACUGUCACAAGCCAUGCUGCUUCUAAGUUAAUGGGAACCACAGAUACCACAUUAGAAACUUGGUCAAAUUUCAUUACCUUAAGCCCUUAUAGGCCCUUUGGCACUUACUAUUUCUGCACUGGAAAUGGAAAGUCAGGGAAGAAAAUUGUGAUAACAAACUCAAAUGCAGUUCUACAGGUCCUGUUUUUCUCUGCUCAAUUAAGCACUGAAGCAGAAGCUGCUCAAGUUCCCUAUAGGAGCUUACGAGAUCAUACAAUUUAUGGCACCGAACUGCAACAAAUGGGGCCUCAGAAUGUUGUGCACUUGGAUCAACAUCAGCUCCAGAAUCUUCCUUUGUCUGAAGAUGGUGCUGGUGGCUCAAAUGCAACCAUUAACACGGCCUUAAAUGACCUUGGCCUGAUUCCAAGAGCAAGACUGUGCCUCCGGGCAGCAGCAGAGUGGGAGGCAAGAAGAACUGACAACGAGAAUAAGAUCAAAGAGAAGAAAGAUUUUGUUGCGAAAAAAUUGGACGUUCUUCGGGAAUACAGAAAAAUGUAUAAGGAUAAAAGGGUGGGUUUUUACGAUGGCUUCAGGGAGCAUAAGCAAGGUGAGGAUGACUUCAAAGCAAACGUGACGAGGCUAGAGCUGGCAGGUGUGUGGGACGAGAUGAUGGAAAAGGUAAGAAGUUAUGAACUCCCAGAUGAAUUUGAAGGCAACAAAGAUUACAUUGACCUUGGAACUGAGCUUCGGAAACUUAUGGAACCUCUGGAUAUUGCCAAUUAUUACCGACAUGGGAGGAAUUAUGAGGACAGUUCUUCUUCUUACAUGAUUAAGGGAAGACCAAAACGAUAUAGAUAUCCUCAAAGAUGGUUGGAACAUGCUGAGAGAAAGUCACAUGAAUCUCUCUCAGCAUCUUGCUUCUGGGCCGAGGUGGAAGAACUUCACUACAAGACAAGUAGGAGUAGUAACAUUGUCUCAUUGGAUCAACAAUUUAAGGAAAGGAUUGAGAAAUUAGAGAUUCAAAUAAAAGCAUGGAGUGACAGAAAGGAACUAGAUGAGGAUGUCUUCUUGGAGGGUUCUACCUUGGUGAAGUGGUGGAAAGCACUUCCUCAACAACACAAGCAACAUUCAUGCAUUAAAACUCUUAUUAGAGAGUGACACGAGACAAACAUGCAUUGCAAUAAGUCCAUUCAGCGAGUGUUAAUUGGCUGAGUGAGCUUUUUUUGUUUCUCUUGUUUACUUUGUUUCUUAUGUAGUUUUUCUUGGUUCCUUCUCGUGUGCGGUUUGUGAUUCUAUAUAUCGUUUUCCUUUAAUAAAUGCCACAACCAAGGUUGCGGCUAUGUACAACUAGACGAUUUUUUUAUUUUUUUUUUCAUUUUCAAUACAUAGUUUUACCAUGAAAAACAUAUAUAAUACUCCCUUGGUUCCAUUACAA
Messenger RNA from Glycine soja, 2376 nucleotides. Its product is annotated as protein EDS1L-like. The record is from RefSeq and is a predicted model, not a curated record. Gene Ontology annotation, biological process: lipid metabolic process; defense response. The transcript is spliced from 3 exons. The coding region runs from base 237 to 2099 and encodes 620 amino acids. Lineage: Eukaryota; Viridiplantae; Streptophyta; Magnoliopsida; Fabales; Fabaceae.